UGUUCCAUCCCUUAAAUUUGGGCGAUAAGAAUAAGCACAGCCGGCUGUAACAUUUUUUGUAAAUUAACAGAGCGAAUCGAUUUUUGUAUAGUAAUCCGUUGAAAGCAUGCUGUCGCUCAAGAUGAAACUCGAGGUACUGGGUCGUCCCGAUGUUGACAUCCCGGUGGUGAUGAGCGACCGCAAGGAAUUCGCCAACACAGUCCUCUGGUUGGAGGACCAGAAGAUCCGGCUUUACUCCAUAGAGGAUCGCUGUAAGCUGCGCACUGUCGACAACCCUGAGAUCUGGAAGGAGGGUUACUUAAAGUACUGUGCCGAUUUGAGCAUGCCGCCCCUGGAGACGCGGCAGGAGCAGCUGGCCUGGAUUGUCAGCUAUGCUGUGCGCCUGGACUUCCUCGAUGAUCCUGAUCAGUUUGCCUCGAUUAACACCAAACAGGUGCCACCCCAAAGCAAUGGCAAGCAGUCCCAACAAAGGGUCCAGGCUAUUUUCGAUGGAAAUAUUAAUACUCAGGAAAAAGCGUUCGUGGAUGGAGUCCGGCUGCUGGCCAGCAAACUGAAUGUGCCGCACCACCCGAACCAUCUGUUGCAGCUGGAGGCUAUCGCUCGCGUGGUGCACGAACGCCUCUCGCCCGCCGCCAAGGAUCGCAAGCCGGUAGUGGGUAAACCCUUCCCUUUUGACAAGGGAAACGACGUCGUCUCGUCCAACGACUCUGCCCUGGACCUGCCCAUGCGCAUACUACGUCUUCUCCAGAUCCAGAGCCUACGCGAGCUGCAGACACACAUCAAUGAGACCAUUGUGGCGGUGCAGAACAUCACGGCCAAUCCAAAGACUGAUACCAAGCUGGGGAAAGUGGGAUUCUAGACGAUUAACAGUAAAGGAACGCAAUCGACACAAUAUAACAUAAAAGGACAUAAAGAACAUAAAAGUUUUAAAAUUGCAUCUAUAAAAUAUCCUUUAAAGCCAAGCAACAACAUUUAGCAGAAAUCAAUAGAUAGAUCAACAGCCAAGCUAUGAACAAGCAAACACCUUUUUUGAAAGCUAUAAAAUAAGAAUCCUGUUGAUAUUUUAUAAUAUUAUUAUUAAUACAAACAUAUGUUUAUUUAUGAUCCUCUUUCAAAAGAUGCAAUAUUGUGUAUGCCUAUGUAAUUAAUUUAUUUAAAAUAAAUCAUAAAUUCAUU
This is a messenger RNA of Drosophila melanogaster (fruit fly), 1176 nucleotides long. RefSeq lists its product as uncharacterized. Lineage: Eukaryota; Metazoa; Arthropoda; Insecta; Diptera; Drosophilidae. The transcript is spliced from 3 exons. The coding region runs from base 107 to 859 and encodes 250 amino acids. The record is from RefSeq and is marked reviewed.